AUGGACAACAUCGGGGUUUUGUUUGAAUUAAUGGCUGGCAGGACGGCCGUUGUCUUUGCCUUCGGCAUCCUAGCCCUGUUCUUUUUCUACCAAGCGUUGCUGCCACGACCUCUGUCCGGCAUACCCUAUAAUGAGGCAGCUGCAAAAUCACUCCUAGGCGACAUGCCCGAAAUGGUGGGCCAUGCAGAGAAAACGGGAGAAAUGUAUGACUGGCUCGGGGCACAGAACAUCAAACACCGUUCGCCUAUUAUUCAAGUCUUCGGCAGGCCUUUCAGCAAGCCUUGGGUCAUUAUCUCGGAUUUCUACGAGACACAGGACAUAUUGAUGCGCCGGGGCAAAGAGUUCGAUAGGUCCGCCUUCACUGCCGACCUUCUGCGUGGCGUUAUUCCGGAACACCACAGCAGGUGGCAGACAAACGAUGAAUACAAGAGUCGCCGGCGGCUAAUCGGGGAUAUUCUGACCCCCAGCUUUCUGAGACAGGUCGCCGCCCCACUUCUGCACGAGAGCACUAUGCGCAUGACGGCUUUAUGGCGUGAGAAGGCAAGGCUGGCAAAGGGUCACCCAUUCUGGGCCAUGAAAGAUAUCAGCCAUUUUGCGCUGGAUGCCGUCCUUGGUUUCACUUUUGGUCCCGGUCUUGAGGGUCUCAGCGCAACCCAACCAAAUGUUGAUGUCUUGUCUUCGAUGCCCUCAUUGCCAUCCGGUGACAACUCCGAAGACACAACCGACCUAGAGCCGGUUGAACUACCACAUGCACCACCUAGUCCCGUCAUCGAAGGUCUUCUUAAGCUUUCUGACAGUCUCGAGACGGCGAUGAAAUCCCUCUUCCCGGUGCUUGCGCACUGGUUUCUGCGCCAACGGCCAGCCAUGAAGACCGCGAUCCGGGUGAAAGAGGACUUUAUCAGGCGCCAGAUUGACCUGUCCACCGCCAGAGUUCAAAUUGGAUCCGAAAAGCAUGCAGUUCGCUGUGCCGUAGACGAAAUGGUGCGCAGGGAAAGCAGUCAAGCUGCCAAGGAGCAGCGCCCCCCCGCUUUCCACACCCGCUUGUUCUAUGAUGAGUUAUACGGCUUCACUCUCGGUGGGCAUGAGUCGACAUCCAACUCCAAUCAGUGGGCUGUGAAGACGCUGGCACGCCACCAGCGCCAGCAGGCCAAGCUACGCUCGAUUCUACGAGAGGCACUUUCAGCAGCAGUAGCGGAAAAGCGAGUCCCAACAGCACAAGAGGUUAUGCAGGUGCGAUGCCCUUACUUGGAGGCUAGCAUCGAGGAGCUAUUCCGCGUGUCCCUGACGGCGCCAAUGUGCGUCCGAAGCGCCACGCAGGACACGGAGAUUCUAGGCUGUCGUAUCCCCAAAGGCACCAUCGUCUUUCAAGUCUGGAACCAGGCUGGAUACACGCAGCCUGGAUUUUCCGUUGACGAGGCUCUGCGCACCCCUGGUGUCAGGGCGGCAAUGUCGAACAAAGGACCAGUCGGCACCAGUGCCACUGGUGACGACUCAGGAUUCGAUCCGGCGGCUUACGUGCCCGAGCGGUGGCUUCUAGAGACCAAGGACGGCAAGGAGGUAUUUGACGCGACGCGAGGCCGAAACAUGAUAUUCAGCAUGGGUCCCAGGAGCUGUUAUGGGCGGAAGCUGGCAUAUGUGCAGAUGCGUAUGUUUGUUGUGCUGGUAUUAUGGAACUUCCAGCUUGAGGUGCUUCCCCAUGAACUCAACACAACCGGGGCUUAUGACAAGUUGACCAGAGAGCCGCACGACUGCUAUGUCAAGUUAACAACUCUGAAGCAAUAG
Messenger RNA from Colletotrichum spaethianum, 1782 nucleotides. Its product is annotated as cytochrome P450 monooxygenase TRI13. The transcript is spliced from 2 exons. NCBI's taxonomy places the organism in Eukaryota, Fungi, Ascomycota, Sordariomycetes, Glomerellales, Glomerellaceae. The record is from RefSeq and is a predicted model, not a curated record. Gene Ontology annotation, molecular function: chromatin binding; monooxygenase activity; heme binding. Bases 1 to 1782 code for a protein of 593 amino acids.